Molecule: messenger RNA, 1308 nt
Organism: Anthonomus grandis grandis
Lineage: Eukaryota; Metazoa; Arthropoda; Insecta; Coleoptera; Curculionidae
Exons: 3
Coding region: 1-1308 (435 amino acids)
Source: RefSeq, a predicted model, not a curated record
AUGGCGGAGACCGGAGGUGCAUCACGCGAGUGUCACCGUUCUACGUGUUACAAGUGUAAACAAGGUUUUGAUGAUAUUAAGGGAAUUAUCGAAUGUACGGAGUGUAACGAGUUUUUCCAUGGAAAGUGUGAAAGUGUUGAUCUAAGAGGAUUCCACUUAAAAAAAACAAGUUGGAAAUGUAAAACAUGUACUGACAGUAGCAACAGACCCGAGAGAUCGAGGAAAAGAAGCCGAGUUGAGGAUCUAUGCAUCGACCAAAACUUGAUAGAUCAUAUGAAUUGUACCUUAGACCUAUUAGUGAGUAAAACUAAUGCACUUAAUGAAAAAGUUGAUAUACUGUUGGCUGAAAACAUCAGCCUUAAAGAAGAAAUUGCAUAUUUAAAAAGUAUGCAAGUAAAAAAUAAUAUUGUUGAAAAACGGGUGUCUGAGAAAGCCUCAUAUGCAUCGGUCACCCAAAGUAAGGUCUUAGUUGUUAACCAGAAGGGCGCGAUUCCAAAGGAUAUUAAAAAAAUAAAGGAAGAUUUAAAAACAAAAGUAAAUCCAACAGACAUCGGAAUCGGUGUAACACUGGGGAGAGCAACAAAGAAAGGUGGAUUAAUCUUAAACUGUGGCACGGAAAAAGAAAUUACCAAUAUCCAAUCAGAAAUUCAAAGCAAACUUGGUGAAAGUUAUAGUGUUGAUAGACCCAAAAUGUUACAAAGACGUAUUAAAGUGGUAGGUGUAAAUGAAAAUGAAAAUGUGAAUAGUGACAGUGAUAUAAUAACAAAGAUAAUUCUGAAAAGCAUGAAGAAUGUCGGAGGCGGAGAAAAUGGAAUUUCAAAAAAGGUUUUGUGUGACGUAUGUAGUGUGGCUGGAAAUCGACUUUUAAAUAUAGUAAAUACAUCACUCUCAAGCGGAGUAUUUCCAGAGGCUUGGAAAGUGUCAACAAUAAUCCCUGUACCAAAAGUACUAAAUACUAUUUCCCACAAUGAGUUUAGACCAAUAAAUACUGUGGAGGUUUAUGAGAAAGUGUUAGAAAUUGCUGUAAAAGAACAACUACAAGAAUACUGUGAUUCUAACGACAUUUUCGUGAUAAAUCAAUCAGGUUUUCGUGAGCGUCACUCAUGUGAAUCUGCUGUAAUUAAUAUAUGCGAUACCUUCUUAAAAGAACUGGAUAAGGGCAACUUUGUUCUGGCUGUGUUUCUCGAUUUUAAGAGAGCAUUCGAGACUGGAAUUAAUCAAGGUUUGACCCUACUUGCCGAAACUCGAUCGGCGAGAGUGGCGUUAUGGAAACCUCAAGAUACGCCCCGGAACGUGCCCUCGCCUUAA